This is a messenger RNA of Capra hircus (goat), 575 nucleotides long. Its product is annotated as solute carrier family 2, facilitated glucose transporter member 5-like. Gene Ontology annotation, cellular component: membrane. The coding region runs from base 121 to 564 and encodes 147 amino acids. The record is from RefSeq and is a predicted model, not a curated record. The transcript is spliced from 4 exons. Gene Ontology annotation, biological process: fructose transmembrane transport. NCBI's taxonomy places the organism in Eukaryota, Metazoa, Chordata, Mammalia, Artiodactyla, Bovidae. Gene Ontology annotation, molecular function: fructose transmembrane transporter activity.
AAUGCUAUUGGCUGUUACCUGGCUCGGCCAAAGUACAUCCAGAAUGUCUUCUCUCGCCAUUCAGUGCAUUUGGUAUUUUGGCUGAAAGGAAACAAGCAGAACUCGACUUCCAGGGCAAAGAUGGAGCCGCAAGAUCCAGUCAAGAGGGAAGGGAGGCUGACAGCCGUGAUUGUUCUGGCGACGCUGAUAGCUGCCUUUGGGUCGUCCUUCCAGUAUGGGUACAACGUGGCUACUAUUAACUCUCCUUCUGAGUUCAUGAAAGACUUCUACAACUAUACCUACUAUGACAGAGUCGGUGAAUACAUGAACGAGUUCUACUUGACCUUGCUGUGGUCGGUUACUGUGUCCAUGUUUCCCUUCGGAGGCUUCCUCGGCUCUCUCAUGGUCGGCCCCUUGGUGAAUAACCUAGGCAGAAAAGGAACCUUGCUGUUCAACAACAUCUUCUCCAUCGUGCCUGCGCUCUUAAUGGGAUUCAGUGACCUCGCCAAGUCAUUUGAGAUGAUAAUUGUGGCCAGGGUCUUGGUGGGAAUAUGUGCAGGUAAACCAUUCUGUGACUUGGGAUAGUCAAGGGGAGG